This is a messenger RNA of Gadus chalcogrammus (walleye pollock), 3049 nucleotides long. It is a transcript of the gene nbn, whose product is annotated as nibrin. The transcript has 17 exons. Gene Ontology annotation, molecular function: damaged DNA binding; protein binding. The coding region runs from base 177 to 2789 and encodes 870 amino acids. Gene Ontology annotation, biological process: double-strand break repair via homologous recombination; mitotic G2 DNA damage checkpoint signaling. Lineage: Eukaryota; Metazoa; Chordata; Actinopteri; Gadiformes; Gadidae. Gene Ontology annotation, cellular component: Mre11 complex. The record is from RefSeq and is a predicted model, not a curated record.
CGCACACUUUGAACGUCAUGUGGUGGCGGGCUGUUGACGUGCUGUGCUCAUGAAGCUGGACAUAUGUUAGCUUCUAAUGCUACCUGAUACCUGCAAGAGAUUAGCUUUGUGUAAAACAAAAUAAAGUCAAAGAUCACGUUGGAAUAAAUCGUCCACGUUUGUUUCGGUGACGGGAGAUGUGGAUCCUCAAGCCCCGGGAGCCUGGAGGAGAAACCCACUACCUGCUGCCCACUAAAUUGUACGUUGUGGGACGCAAGAACUGUGAUGUCCUCUUGGCCAACGACCAGUCUAUUAGCCGGGCACACGCCCACCUGACUGCUGAUGAGCAGACUCUUUCUGUGAAAGACUCCUCCAAGUAUGGCACGUUUGUAAACGACAGUCGUCUACCAGAGAACCAACCAUUGAUCCUGAGAGCAGGGGACAAUGUCACAUUUGGGGUUUUCCACAGCAAGUUCAGUGUGGAGCACCGGGAGCUUGUGGUCUGCUCGUCAUGUCUGGACAACAGCGAGAAGAAGUUGCUCUCUGAUGCUCUGCAACCUCUAGGGGGCAGGCUUGUCAACUCCUGGACUCCAGACUGCACCCACCUCGUCAUGUCUUCAGUCAAAGUCACCAUUAAGACCAUCUGUGCCCUGCUGUGCGGCGGAUUCAUCGUCAAGCGGGAGUACUUCACAGAGUUCAGUAGAGCCCUGCACCAGAGAUUACCCCCUCCUGAAUCCCACAGUUUCAUCCCAGAGAUCGAUGAGCCCAGCUUGAAUAAAGAGGCAGUGAACCUCUGCUCAAACCCAGAGCGUGGGCGGCUCUUCCGUGGAAAAAACUUUGUUUUCUUCAACUCAAAACAGCUGAAGCGUUUGAGUGCCGCAGUGAGUUUCGGAGGUGGGGAGAGCCUGCUGCUGGAAGAGGGCUCGCUGCCAAGGCCCCUGCUCGAGUCCCCACAAAGCUGUGUUGUGGACCCCGCGGCCUCAGGGAGCUCCCAGCUACUGCUGCCCAGCUCCACCGCGGGCUGGCUGGACUCUGCGAAGAGGCUUGUACACGAAAGUGGCUGUCGACUCAUCACAGAGUCUGAGAUUGGAUUAGCAGCCAUUUAUGUUUCUUGUGAGAAAUACUGCAAUCCGUCCAUUGCCUUCAGUGAAUCAGACUCAGUCCAGAGUGUCCGGCCCCGGCUGCCCCCGUAUGCCUCUCUGUCCCAGAACGUGGCUGUAGAAGAGACAGUGCUGCAGGCAUCAUCUAUCAACAUCACCGCAUACGUUGGCAACACAGAGGCCUCUCAAGGGCUGGGGACGAAGUCCACUGCAAGGAUAGAGACGGUGGGAGAGACCCAGAAGACGCCCCAGCACAGCAGAACCCAACCGCUCUCCAAGCCCAGGCCCAGCGCUCAGGGAGCUGGACGUGUGUCCGCUGUCGCUGACACCAUGAGCGCCUCCUUCCACACCGUAGAGAACACCGGCUCGCAGCAGCAGGAAGCAGGCCCCAGAGAGCAAGGUGCAAAGAAUGCUGGUGUCUUGCCAUCCAAUCAGAAGACCCACAUUGGUGUGGGGGCUUCCUCACAGAAACGCUCUUCCCAGAAACAGAAGCCCCCAGCCCAGUGUUCCCCACAGAAACAGGCCCCCCUCACCAACUUCUUCCAGCCAGUCAACAAAAAGAGGCCUCGGGCGGACGAAUUCUCUGCUGAAGAGUCGGAGCCCAAGAGAGCCCUCCAACCAGGCGCCUCCUCCUCCUCCUCCUCAGCCGCUCCGAGAAGACCCACAGGGGCCCAGAGUCCGCCGGGCUCAGAGUUCGAUCUCUUCACGAGGCCCAUGGACACUCAGUCACGGGCAGGCGGGGUCUCCCAUCCAUCCCAGCAGGGGACGCUGGGCAGGAAAAGGAAGGAGCUGGAGGAUGUUGGGGACAAGGAGCUGGAGGAGGAGAAGGAGAAGGCCGAUGAUCUGGACAUGGAGGAACUGGAAUCCCUUAUGUCUUUAGAGAUGGAGGGUUUUGGCGAGCCGUCCCGGGCCGCCCCGGACCAACAGGCACAACUCGUAGGAAACCGCUCGGUGGACAAGAGGAAUCCCGCCUCCACGGUCGCUGUGGAACACUCCUCUACAAGCAAGAGGCCGCGGGUCGACCCGCGGGACCCCGGGGGGGCUGGUCCAGGGCCCAGCGGUGGCCUGCUGAAAGGCUCCACCUCAACCACCACCACCACCACCACCCAGAGCUCGGAGGCGGAAAAUUGCACCAACUCCAUCAUGAGACACAAUCCCCUCAUAACUGCGGACCGUGCAGGGGUUGCGCGGUGGCUCUGCGGGGGUCCAGAGGAGGCCCCAGCUGGCACCAGAAGUCAAGAAGCACUGGCUGUUAAAGAUGAAAAUGUGUCUAUGGUUGUGGAUGGUUCAGAGGGAUUAGGUGGUGCAGCCCGUGGACAACCUAUGGAAAUGCUGGAAAAACCACUGAAUGUAUUCAAACAGGACAAAAUAGCCUCUGAAGCAGAGGAAGGUCUUCCGAAGCGGCUGGUAUUGGUGGAGUUUAAAUCCCUCAUGGUCACAGCGCCUCCUAGAGGCAAACCCCAGCAAACACAGGGACCCAGCUCCACAAAGAACUUCAAAUGCUUUUGCAAAGUACGGGGGUCCAGCACCGAGAGGCUAGCCCGGCUCAUUGGAGGCGGUGACCUACUGGCCCACAACAGGGGCAAGAACUCUGAGCUGGAUGACUUGCUGAAGGAUGCUUCUGAGGAGGAGCAGCAGAGCAGGCGGGAUGAGAGCCUUGGAGAUGACCUCUUCAGGUACAAUCCAUCCAGGCUGUCCAAAAAAAGAUGAACCCUCCACAUCAAGCGAUGCCGCAGUGAGGAGGUGGUCGACAGGCAUCAGGAUAAUAUAAAGGCCCUCUCUAAUAACGUCACCAGACCUGCUGUUUGUGGUCUAAGGAACAAGUUAAUGACAGUGAAUGUUUGUUUUGUUGUAUGUAGCAGGCAUACCUUCAUGUCUCUCGCACUAAUUGCAGGUUGUUUAUACAAUGUAAAAAAAAAAGACUUCAGAUUUGUUUUUGAAGAUUGUAUUUGUUAAUAAAAAAAUACAGU